Molecule: messenger RNA, 1287 nt
Organism: Aureobasidium pullulans EXF-150
Lineage: Eukaryota; Fungi; Ascomycota; Dothideomycetes; Dothideales; Saccotheciaceae
Exons: 3
Coding region: 88-945 (285 amino acids)
Biological process (GO): nucleotide metabolic process
Molecular function (GO): ATP:ADP adenylyltransferase activity; ATP binding
Source: RefSeq, a predicted model, not a curated record
CGGAAAACCACCAACCUUUCACUUCUAAUCUUCAACACCUCUCGUAGUUUCCAAAUCUGAAAACACGUCACCCUCAACUUUCGUCCAAUGGAGCCUUUGCACCUACCAAAUCUCGAGCAAAAGACGCUGGCCAUAUUCGACAGCCUUGCCAGCCAGGAAAAGAUAUUCUAUGAAGAAGCCCCGUCUGAAUUGAUCACAAUCAACGGCUUUGAUUUCCAAUUCAUCAUCGCAGGCAUACUGAACAAGAAGCCCAUCCUUCCCGCAAAUGCGCCCAGUAGGAAAAAGGCCGGUGGUCCAUUCAUCAACCCAAAUCCAGAAGAAAUCGUAACGGAAUUGGGUUCCACACAUCGUCUUCUGGUCAACAAAUGGGGUAUAUUUCGACCAAUGACUGUGAUUCCUACCACACACUAUGCUCUUCAGACCGAUGAUUUGGACAUGUCAGAUAUCAAUGCGGCAUGGUCUGUUUUGAAAGCAUUCGAGACGCCUUCGUUGAUCAUUUACAAUUGCGGUGUCAAUGCUGGGUCGUCGCAGGGACAUAAGCAUACGCAGGUGUUUCCACUGCCUGAGCAUGCGGUGUGGCCUUCGAGGGCUUGCUCCUAUGAUGACGUCUCCACAAACAUAGCAAACGUGCCAUUCAAGCACUUCGCCAUCCGUCUCCCCAGCCACGCCGACACAAAAACGGCAUAUGGAGCAUACCUCCGCCUCCUUGAGAUGUCGCGUGAAACGCUAGCGAGAUUGGGUGAAGGCAGCAGAGAUUACAAUGUAGCCAUGACCGCGGACUGGAUCACCGUUAUACCUCGUCGAAGUAGCGAGGGUCCUUACGGAGCCAAUGCUGCCGGUAUGCUGGGGAUUGUGUAUCUACCCGAUCAACAGGAGCGAGACAGAUGGGCCCAAGUCGGAUAUACAAAGCAGCUUGAGGCUUUCGGUAUACCAGUCCACGCUUGAGGGGGUCACAACUUGAUCUUCCUGUCCUUAUUUUUCUCUCUGCUGAUUUCUUCUCAUGUGCUAUACAGAGCUGUAUAAACACAAAGUGUCACGGAGUGAAACGGCCAUCCAGCACACGCGUGCAAAACAGGCACUACGCAUGCAAAAUCAUCCAUUUCGUUCUUGGGCCCGUAUGUGAGCAGAAUUUGCUUGUGGUAACACACAACGUUUUCAGCACUCGAGCUGGAUCCAGUGAAGCCUCGCCAGAGAAGCACUCUCCUCAAGCGAGUACCCCUCUCUCAAAACUAUCGUGCAUUGCUACAGCGCAUAAAUGGAGUGGUCAAGGAGUAAGAUACAAUGGUC